This is a messenger RNA of Acytostelium subglobosum LB1, 4791 nucleotides long. RefSeq lists its product as hypothetical. Gene Ontology annotation, cellular component: nucleus; NuA4 histone acetyltransferase complex; SAGA complex. Gene Ontology annotation, biological process: regulation of DNA-templated transcription; DNA repair. Lineage: Eukaryota; Evosea; Eumycetozoa; Acytosteliales; Acytosteliaceae. Gene Ontology annotation, molecular function: transcription coregulator activity. The transcript has 3 exons. The record is from RefSeq and is a predicted model, not a curated record. Bases 1 to 4791 code for a protein of 1596 amino acids.
AUGGUGACAGAGAUACGCGACAACAUCGAGGUCAUUCACUCUGGUGAGUAUGGCUCCUUCCUACAGUAUCUCUUCCCAGUAUUCUAUAAUAUAUUACGACAGGGUGCGGUUCAAUUCGAUGCCAAUGCACCAGAACAGAAGAUACGUAAUACUAUAUUGGAGAUAUUGAAUAAGUUACCAAACAAUGAUAUACUGAAGCCACAGGUACAGAACUUGUUGCAGCUGUCGAUGUAUUUGAUCGAGGUGGACAAUGAGGAGAAUGCAUUGGUCUGUCUGAGAAUCAUAAUGGAGUUGCACAAGAACUACCGACCGACAUUAGAAGCCGAGGUACAACCCUUUCUCAACAUCGUCAACAAGAUGUAUAACGAUCUGCCGAUGACCCUGGAGAAGGCAUUCAAACAGCCGCCUCCACCAACAUCCACUACGCCACCUCCGCCCGGUGGUCCGGGCGCAGCACCUGGCACGCAGGCUAUAACCUCGCCGACUGCGGGCGGCGGCGGCGGCGGCGGCACAUCCUCGCCACCCAUCCAGGGCGGCCAGCCACGCCCACUCCCAAUCACGCCCAGCAUGUCGUCGUUCAAGGUGUUGACCGAGAGUCCUAUUAUCGUCGUGUUGCUGUUCCAGCUGUAUCCCAGCUCGGUGGCGGGCAACGUGGGCAAGUUCAUCCCGUACAUCAUCAAUGCACUGAGUCUGCAGGCGCCCGAGACGGCAUCGGUCACGCAUCACCAGCAAUACGUGGACUUUAUUGGCGCGCAGGUCAAGACACUCUCGUUCCUGGCCUACACACUCAAGCAGCACAUGGACCUUAUCCGCCCAUACGCCGACACAUUCCCCAAGUACGUCAUCCACUUGAUGAAGAAUUGUCCGCCACAGUCGUCGACUAUCCGCAAGGAGCUAUUGUUCGCCACGCGUUACAUCCUGUCGUCGGAGCUUAAGUCGCGCUUCAUCGUCUAUCUCGACCUGCUGCUGGACGAGAAGAUCCUAAUUGGCUCGUCCAAGACAUCGUACGAGGCGCUACGAUUCAUUGCCUACUCCUCGUUGGCCGACUUUAUACAUCACAUGCGCAACGACCUGACACUGGCGCACAUUGCCAAGGUGGUGACACUGUACAGCAAGCAUCUCCACGACUCCACCAACCACUUCAGCAUCCAGGCCAUCUCGGCCAAGCUGUUUAUCAGCAUCGUCGAGUACAUUCCGCGCAAGCCCGAUCCCGAGUUCAAGGCUCGCUCAAUCAUUUACAAGAUCUUUGAGGCAUUCAUCAACAAGUUUGUCAGCCUCAAGAAACAGAUACCAAAGCUGUUGCAGCAACAGAAACAGCAGCAAGAGCAACAACAACAACAACAGCAACAGGCACAGUUAGACGAAUCUUCCUCCGCGACCUCGGGUGCAGCGGCGCCCGCAGAUGCGCGCAAGGAUGCCCCUGGCCCAGGAGCCGACAACUCAUCGUCUGGCAGCAUGCCCGUCGGAGACCCAAUCAAGGACUGCCGAAGUCUGUUAAAGACCAUAAUUGGAGGCUUCAGGAACAUUGUGUGGGCGCUCAACUCUUGUCCCAGCCAGCGACCCGUCAUGACGACGGCGGGCACCCAAACAGUGGUCCGCAUUGGUCUGUCGCAUGUGGAGGAGUCACUCAUGUACAUCAAGAUGUUCAAGAAUCUGAUCAAAUGUCUGCCGGCGUACGGCGGCAUCAACCCAGCCCCGAACGAGGAGAAGGAGAGCUUGGAGCACUUCUCCACCACGCUGCUCCAACUAGAGUAUCGCACAUUCCAGGAGCUAUUCACUUCGACCAUUGGCUUCCUCUACGACCGCUGCACCGAAGACCAGACCCUGCUCAUCAUACCACAAGUGCUCAUGAGCUUCAGUCCCAACCAAACACAAUCCAACAGUCCCAGCAAGCAGUUCUCAGAGAUCAUCGCGCCAUUCCUCAAUGAGAAGUUAAAGAACACACUACCAACCGAUAAACCUGAUCCUAUACUAUUGCGAUUGCUGAAACAUUUGUUUGGAACGGUGCUGGUCAACAAUGAGAUUGAGCCGGCUGUUCAAUCAGUGCUCCAGUCGAUCAUACUUCAGGCUGUGAAGCUGGCCACUGAGUCCAACCCAUUGGGCUCGCUCAACUACUUUAUGCUGCUAAAGAUGAUCUUUAGAGGUUGCAACAAGCCAGACCUGACCAAGGACAUCACUAUCCUGUUUCCAGGCAUCUUGGAGACCCUGAACGAGCUGCUGUCCAGCUCGCACCCCACAGAUAUGAUCCAUUUGUUUGUCGAGCUGGCGCUCACAGUGCCCGUGCGCAUCACCUCGUUCCUGCCCUGCAUCCAUCUGCUGGUGCGCCCGCUCAUCAUUGCUCUCAAGUCCAAUUCGCAUGACCUCCUGACUAUCGCGUUCAAGACGAUCGAGCUUCUGGUUGACAAUGUCACAGGUGACUUCUUGCUCAAUGUGUUCCGCGAGAACAAGACUGAGUUCCUGCACGCCAUCUGGGCACAUCUCAAGCCCAUGCCCUACUUCUUUGGUCCACACGCUGUGCGUGUCCUAGGCAAGAUGGCUGGCAAGAGUCGCUCGCUGACGGUGCACGCUUCGACGCCACUGAUCGAGACCACGCCCACACCAAUCGACGCGUUCAAGGUGGUACUGCCACUGGGAACCGACACGCAGCUCAGCAUCGAGUUGGAUCGCUCGUCCGAGACGGCCACCAACGUGCUGCUCAAUCACAGCGACCCAUUCCUGCUACAGAACGCCUUCAACUUGCUGCGUCGCUACAUCUCACUCAAUCUAAACAAGGAGCCGCUGCACGCACACACCUCACAGAUCUACAACACAAUUCAGGCCAACAAGCAACAGGAUGCAUCAAUGCCAAUCAUAUUCUCUAUUGUUGAGGCGCCACGACAACUCCCUGCGCCAUCUGCUUCGUCAAUGUCGCCGUCCACGCUGCCCACGUCGCCACCUGCACCUGCUUCCCACUCACAGCAAUCAAAGACGCGCGAGGAGUACAUGGAUGAGGUUCGCAUCAUGAGGGUGAUGUUCGCCGGCUGCUACGUUGCCUAUGGAAUCGAGUCCCUGCGCCAAGAGUCGCAACCCUACCUGGCUAAGCUUGCCAGCCACUUCACAUUGAUGUUUGCAUCACGUCGUCUCGACACUCCGCUCUCUUCACUCCAUGAACUCGACCCCAAACUGUUCUUCGAUGCACUGGUGGAGCUGAUGUCCAAAGCGCCAGGCGAUGGCAAGAACCUGCUGUCGACAGAGGAUCAGACCGCCAUUCUCGACAUGCUUUACAAGUGCGCGUGUGAAGUGUACAAUGUGUCGCCAGGCGAUGCGAGCCCAUGCCCACUGUUCAGCUACUUGAUACACUCAUUCAUCAAUGCCUGCUAUCAGGCCAAGUUUAGCGAGAUGAAUGCCGGCUGCGCGGGCAUCAAGUUCUUCCUGGACAAGUAUCAAGAGUGUAACAUAUGGAUCAAUGCCCUGCAGCCACAACUGCUCAAGGCACUCCUUCACAUCAUCGACAGUCUCUCCUACGCAGGCUUCCAGCCACUCAUCAGUACGGCCACUGAGGUAGUCGAGAAGCUGAUCAAGCUGUGUACCCCUCACUUGGACAUUCCAAUCACUGAGCAACAACAACAAACCAUGGACAUCGACUCGAGCAACAACAACAAUGCAUCAUCUUCAUCCGUCACAGAGACUAAUGCGACGGCGACUUCGAACGCUAUGGACAUCGAUCAAAACACACCAUCGACCUCCCAACAACAGAACACACCAUCGACCAAUGCGCCAAUGGAGAUCAAUCAAACACCUGUAAACAUUUCAUCACCAUCAUCGCCAAUGACACCCUCGACAACCGUUUCACAGUCACCUGCAGCUGCCACAGGCACAGUCGCGUCAGCACCAGCAGGUACAUCCCCUGUCAAUCCAGGACAACCAACAGCCACCCCAGCGCCCACAACGGGCGCCCCGACUACAGCCCCCACAGCACCACCCGUGCCAGUGACUCCACCACUCCCACCACACGCAACCCUUGCCCAGCUCGACGAUCAACAACGUGCACUUAUGAAGGAGAUCAUUGAGUUCCUUUUCCGUCAGCUGUUCUCGGUGCAAUCACACACGAGAAAGGUUGUCCAGCGAUUGAUCAAGACAAUCUCAGAGAUCACAAACAUCCCUGUCCAUCUGCUCCAUGAUGACCCACGCUCAUUCUUCAUGCGCAUCCUACCACGCUCGCUCAAGUUGCUGUCGAUUGGUGCGCAGACUGGACUGAUGGAGGGCCUCAACUUCUGUCUCUCACAGCAUCUCUCAAUGAUACCAUUCAAUCAGGACUCGACCAAGUUCCUGCUUGAGUGUCUUUUAGUGUCAGGUGAGGACCCUACCAUCGUGGCCAAAGCCAACUCACAACGCGCCAUUGCCCAAAUGUCCCAGCUACGCCAGGCUGGACUCGAGAUGAUCACGACUGCCACAACAUGUCCUGAGUACAUCGCCUUUGACAAUCAGGAGCUCAAGAACCGUACGAUCCGCGCGUUCUUCAAAGCCGUGACCGUGCGCAACAAGGACAUCUCGGCGGUGGCCAAGCGUGGCCUGCAGAUCUCCAUUACCCAACAGCGACUCAAUCGUGACGUGCUCCAGAUCUGCCUCAAGCCCAUCCUCACCAAUCUGACCGACCCCAAGAACAUCACGGUCUUCUUCCUCCAAGGCCUGUCGCGUCUGCUCGAGUUGCUCUCGUCGUGCUUCAACGCCGCUCUGGGCGACCGCCUGUUUGAGUACCUUAAGAAGUUUGAGGGACACUGGCAAGCUCACUUCUAUCGCCAACCGCUAUAA